AUGUACUGGCCCACAGCAUGCGCCGAGAGGAUACACCUCUCACCCUCAGGACUCGAUCGCCCUGCCACCUUCCUUCGCUUCGACAAGGAUGCGGCUCAGCAGCUUCCAAGCCCACAAUCGGCCCAACCUGAAAGCGCUGCUCAGCAGACCAUCCAGGUCGCUCGCUCUCGCAACGCAAUGAUGUGGGCCACACUCAGCAACACCACCAUCUCAAUAUGGUCCUCACGUCCUGCUCAGGUGGUAGCCGCCCUCGUCCGUACGCCACAAAGCAUCGCUGACUAUGGAAACAACACUCGCAUCGAAUGGCGGCCCGACGGAAAAGCUCUGCUGGUGCAGACGGAUCUCAACUUCCUGCUUCUAUACAGCAUCCUUGACCGCCAUCCAGCUUCCUCCAUCUACAGCUAUAUCCCGCCUUCUGGCUCCGGCUCCCGCUCAUCCAUGGGGGAGCUACUUGCACCUAAUCCAAAUGCGCUGCGCAGUUCAUUUGCACCUGGAGCAGGCGAAAGUGCUGCUGCUCCUCACCUUGGUCUCGGCGGUCUGGCAGGCCAAGCAUGCCAGCUUCGCUUUCGUCUAGUGCUUCGUAUCGAUGCAGGUCUGCGAUUCGCAACCACCACCGAGACUCACAUGCUCGUCAGCACAACUUCACCUCCUGCUGUGCAGUGCAUUCGAUGGCCUGAUGACAAUCCUGAUGCUCCUCCACCCAACUACAACGACCCUCUGGUGCGAACGCGCACUAGCUUGGCUAGCCAGCUCAACUGGUUCACCGCAAAAACAAGCGGCGAUCCUGCCUCGGACGACAAACAGCACACGCAGGUUCACAUCAGCCACAUCACCUAUUCCAGGUCGAUGGAUGUCUUUGUCUGGAUCUCCUCCGAUGGGCGUGCCUAUGUUGCCAAUCUCGACCUGCUUGCUCAACGCUCGUCCCCCUGGACGGGUCGAUGCUUUCACGGUGCGCCCCCCAAAUCGCGCCAGCGUCCUUCUACAACUCUUGAGCCCGCAUCCGAGGCGCUUCAGGUGCCAAGACCAGUUCAGUCUCAUCCCCAACGCUCAACCGCAACAGCAAGCGCACAGGGAGAAGCUUCGUCGAAACAGUCUGCAGAACCUCAGCCAGGCGAUGGUGCACAUGCGCAAGCAAAUGGCGAUCCGCAUCUCCAUGAGAACGCCAAUGGUGGCCCACCUUCUCUGCCAACCGUGGCGGAUCUUCCAUCAAAUCAGCAUGCCACCUCUGUCUCUAUCAACGCCAGAUUCAGCCUCAUCGCUCUCGGUCUCGCUGACGGCACUGUCGCCAUCUUUACCUAUCGCGCACCAGGUCGCACGCCCCUCCAUUCGCACACCUUGUCGGUGCGAGAAGCGCUCAAGUCGACGGCCAGCUAUCUCACCACAGGUCCUGUCUGCUCACUCGCAUGGACCAGCGACGGCUAUGGUCUUGCAGUCGGCUGCGAGAAGGGCCUCACCAUCUGGUCCACCUACGGCAAGCUCAUGGGCUGCACUCUUCGCGAGGAUUGGGAGCUGGCCUCCAAGAACUUCUCCGAUGCUUUCAUGUUUGGCACUCGCCAUCUCUUUUGGGGUCCAGGAAACACAGAGCUCUUCCUCCUCGCUCUGCCAAAGCAAGGUGCUGCUCCCUUGCGGCCGGACAAUCAGCUCUUCCUUCUUCCCUUCUGCAAAUCCGCUGUAGCAGGUCAACAUUCUCCAGACAACACUCGCUUUGCCUUCUACCAGACCGACGAUAGCUUGCAUGUCUAUCGAGGCGCCGAUCAGACAGACUUGACUGCCAUCACACCCGAGAGCGACGUAUGGCAACACAUCAAGAUCCCACAACCCUACUUGGCUGCCAACUGGCCUGUGAGAUACGCGGCAAUCAGCGCCGAUGGCAAUCUGAUUGCUGUAGCUGGCCGUCGAGGUCUAGCUCACUACUCUUCCACAUCAGGUCGGUGGAAGCUACACAAGAGCCUCGCUCAAGAACAGUCCUUUCUCGUCAGAGGAGGCAUGCAGUGGUUUCAACACGUACUUAUAGCAGCUUGUGAUGCAGCUGGAGAGUAUCAGCUUCGUCUUUACUCGCGAGACACCGAUCUCGACUCUGCCCACCUCCUCGACCUCAAGGUGCUGCCCAGCCCCGUCAUCCUCACCUCGCUUUUCGACAAUAGCCUUCUGGUCUACACUGCCGACAACACCUUCUACCACUUUCUCAUCGAUCUGUCACAAGACCGCAUUCGUCUUCGUCUUUGUGGCUCGAUCACCUUUGAGGGGGUGGUCGGUGAACCAGCACGUGUACGAGGCAUGAGCUGGAUGAUCCCCGAGAGUCAACAGCUGCUUGGCGACCCCAUCGAUGAUCUGACGGUGGCCACCAUCAUCUUCUUGAUCGAUGGCAAGCUCGUCUUGUUGCGGCCGCGCAAGGUCGGUGGCACCAAUCGACGCAACUCGAUACAGAACCCGCUCCAAGACUUUGACGAUCCGCGGCAUGACCAAGAUGGCUACGAUGACGACGAUGAAGAGGUCGCAUACGAUAUGCAGAUCCUUGCGGACAAGAUCGAGUACUACUGGACGCAUCUGCAAGGUAUUGGCACGCUCGAAAACUCACUUUGGGGAUACGACGGUAGCAGUAUCAAGCUAUGGCUCGAUGCUCUCCGCAUCCCCUCUGCCGAUCCAGACGAGUCACUGCGCUCCAAUGAUGAUGAGGACCAAGAGGAAGAGCAAGACCAGCUGCCAGAGUACAAGACGAUCGAAUCCUCGGUCUCGAUGCCUCUCGACUUUUACCCUCUGUGUGUUCUGCUAGAGAAGGGUAUUGUCCUCGGUAUCGAGUCUGAAGUGUCACUGCGUCGAUCACUAGACUUUGCACUAUGGCGCACUGGCACCAACACGCAUCUUUUCCUGCAUCAGCUUCUUCGCAACUAUCUCGAGAAGGGCUUGCUGGAAGAAGCAGUCUUCUUUGCAGCUUCGUAUCAAGACCUGGUCUACUUUGCACACGCACUCGAGAUCCUACUGCAUGCAGUGUUGGAGGACGAAGCAGACGCUGGCCUCGGAGAAGCACUAUACUCACGCAAACGCUCAGGCAGCGUACUGCAGAAAGAGCGCAGUGCAAGCUCGCUUCUAGCCGACGUCGCCGAAGAAGAAAACGACGAGCACCAAUCUGGACAAGGCGCAAACGGGAGCGGUAUUCACCUUGAUCUCCCACGCAACAAUCAACGACGUCGUUCCUCAUCUUCACGAAGUGGCACCUCCACCCCUCGAGCAAUUCUGCCUCUUGUCGUUGAGUUCCUGGACCACUUCCCCGAAGCCCUCGAUAUUGUUGUCGGUUGUGCACGUAAAACAGAAGUCGCGAGAUGGGCCUAUCUCUUUGACGUUGUUGGUGCUCCCCGUCUACUCUUUCAAAAGUGCAUUCAGGCUGACCGGCUUCGUACAGCAGGAAUGUACCUUCUCGUCCUACACAACUUGGAGCCGCUCGAGGUGUCCAUCGCCCAUACCAUUCAGUUGUUAAAGCUAGCAGGAGCUAAAGGAGACUGGAACACCUGCCACGAUCUCUUACGGUUCCUCAGUAGCAUUGACCCUACAGGUGGAGCACUUCGACUUGCCGUCGAUGAAGCCGGCAUCCUCUCUGACACCACUACAGACCAAGAAGGACAAGAAACCCCACCACGCCUUCUCCGAGCCGACUCAGCACCAGUCACAACCUCCACCACCACCGCUACAAAACUCGACACCAUGACCGAAGAGGAAGAAGAGGAACACGAAGAGGAUCCAACACAGUCUCCUUCUCCCUCACCUCGUCCGAUAUUGGCGAAUAGGUCAAAAUCAGUAACACUGCCACCGUCGCCCUCGAAUUUUCGACAGAGGAACAUUGCAGAUGUUGUUAUCAAUGGGCAGAGCUUGACGCCGAGUUUGGCUGCCAUGGGGAUCGGCUCGGGUGGAGUAGGAGGUGGCGGGGGAGGGGGAAAAAGGUAUGCACAUGGAAUAGGAAUGAGUUUGAGUAGAGUGGGGUUGAGAAGUUCUGAUAGGAUAUGGGACUCGAAUAGGAACGGAGAUGGGACGAAUGCGGAUAGUCCCACCAGUCCGAGCGCUAGUUUUGGUAGUUUGCCCAGAAGCUCACGUGAAGAGACGAAGCGCGAUCCGGAUGACGUUGAUGAGCCGAUAGAGGAAGGCACAGAAGACUAA
This is a messenger RNA of Ustilago hordei, 4149 nucleotides long. RefSeq lists its product as uncharacterized. The transcript has a single exon. The record is from RefSeq and is a predicted model, not a curated record. Bases 1 to 4149 code for a protein of 1382 amino acids. Gene Ontology annotation, biological process: retrograde transport, endosome to Golgi; intracellular protein transport. Gene Ontology annotation, cellular component: cytosol; Ric1-Rgp1 guanyl-nucleotide exchange factor complex; Golgi membrane. Lineage: Eukaryota; Fungi; Basidiomycota; Ustilaginomycetes; Ustilaginales; Ustilaginaceae. Gene Ontology annotation, molecular function: protein binding.